AUGAAGAUUUCUCAAUCCCAUCACGUACGCAUAAGGGACAACAAUCCAUACGGUGUAGACAUCGAAGCUAUUCUUAAAUACAUUGAAACUCAAUACGAUACAGAUAUCAGAUCUUUGCCACAAUGGAAAGAACUUAUAAAGCGUUUGCACGUCACUACCACUGACUGUAAAAGAAUUAUUCAAAAUGCUAACAGAAGGAAGCUACAAAUUAUUGAUAAAUUAUAUAGAGAGUCCACAAGACUUUCCCCAUUUCAGCUAACAGAUAUGCUGGCAAGAACUGCUAGCCGAUGGAAAAUGUUAGAAGAUGAAGCACGGAGAAAGAAAAUUCCUUUUAAAUUAGAACCAGAAAUGAUACCAACGGCUGAAGCGUCUGAAGGAUCUUAUGCAGAACAGAGUGAGGUAGAAUCCGGUCAUCCAAACACAGAAGUGAGUCAAUACCAAGAUUUUGACUUAGAGACUUUACCGCAAAAAUCAGAGCCAGAAUCUGAGACACCAAUCUGCAUCUCUCAUUUGCCAGUACUUAUUACUACCAACCCACAUGAGUUCGUUGGUCCUUCUUACAGUGUUUUGAGUCGCCGGUCGGAACAAACAACGGAAAGAAAUAGGUCUGUCACCAUGAAAGAAUAUCAAGAAUGGAAUUUGUUACCAGAGUCGACUUUAGUGAAAAGUUUACCAAAAGAAAUAAUCAUAAAAAAUGAUUCAUUAGAAGAACAAUUUAUUAAAUUUUCUAUAGUAAAUUGUGGCACCGAAUAUCUACACAUCAAAUAUGUUUGUGUUACAGAAAAAUCGCAUUUUAGAUAUGCUAAAGUAAUACCCAAGACUCCUACUAAACUCUACCCGGGACUUGCCGUAGUUUUUAAAUUAUUUUUUAAAGUUGUCCAGAAUGAAUAUGAUUUUGCAUCUAGUUUAUACUUCAGAAUAGGUCAAAUUGUAUUAGAUGAAGGGUCAACAUUGAAUUCAUUGUGUAUACCAGUCAAAACCAACUACACUCAAUUAAGAAAUGUAUCAGUUUCUGAAGCUGUUUAUUUACCUGCGAUAUAUCCAUGGCAAAUAGGUGAAGACUUUGGAUAUCCUACGAAUUAUAUAAAUAUAUCUGUUUUGGAUAAUUUCUCUUAUCAUGUACACAUUAGCAAAAGGCAGUUAAACUUUGAUGAUUUACAAGAUAGCAGACAAUCUUUGGGAGAAAUUGCGGAAACGCAGAGUAAUCCUACAAUGGAAAUACAAAGUAAAACGAAACAAACCGCUAAUGAUAUCAUUGAUGAAGUUGAAUCUUUUGACAGUGCAGUCAUAAUAUCAUCGGUUGUAUUUGAUGUCGUCGAAGCAUCAAUGGAUGCAUUUUGGAUUGAAAAAACAUACGUACAUUUGAGAAAAUCCAAUUUGAAAAUUCCUGUUCACCUUACUAAAGUUGAAUUUAUUGGCAGUCAUCAUGCUUGUUAUGAUGUUGAUUUUUUUGACUCAAAUACUGAAAAGUGGUUUUUUACCAAAACAGUCAGAGUUUAUGCUGAAGUUCUACCGCAUCCUGUAGAAAUACAGCCUCCAAUACUUGACAUGACAAACUCUCCUGUAUUUCACGGUUUUUGCGAAGAUAAAUUCUUUAUAGCUAACAAUCAUAAAUCAUAUUCAGUGACUGUAAAAAUUAAAUUGACAACAAAAAUGAAGAAAUUGUUGCGUAUUUAUCCCAUGGAAGUGGUGAUUCCACAAAGGUCUAAUGUCUCCUUUGACGUAAGGUUUUGUUCUCCAGGAUUGCUGAUGCGUAAUUUUGACGAUUUAGUUCAUUUCACGUUCAAAAUUGUAGUCACAGGAUUUAGAUCAAUUUAUUAUAAAGUUCCUCCAUUUUUCUUUGAAAUUAUUGCACCAUGUUUGAACGUGUAUGAAAAAGUUUACAAAAAGAAAGUGGAAACAUAA
Messenger RNA from Amyelois transitella, 1905 nucleotides. RefSeq lists its product as uncharacterized. The record is from RefSeq and is a predicted model, not a curated record. Bases 1 to 1905 code for a protein of 634 amino acids. NCBI's taxonomy places the organism in Eukaryota, Metazoa, Arthropoda, Insecta, Lepidoptera, Pyralidae. The transcript has a single exon.